CCAACAUGGAGCUGUCAACAGGUGUAAAGAUUACCGUUCUGCUGCUGUGUGCCGCCCACGCCAGCGCGGCUCUCGGCAAGCUGCCAUGGUGGCUCAGACACGACCAACGGGGAGUCUGCACAGCGGCUAGCGAGAUUAUCUGCAGUGACGACUGUUCACAGGUGCUGGUGUGCUUGGGCGACGGUUCAGGCGGCUUCUACGCCACGGUGGUGGCAGUGUGCGACUCCAGCGCGGACCAGAAGUGCAGCGCAGAGCAGGCUGCCUGCGUCGCGUCAGCGGACUCUGAGUGCCACUCUUCCCUGCCCGGCGAGGAGUUCACGUGCCACGGCAUCGGGACCUUCCCUGACCCGUACGACUGCCAGGCGUACCACAUCUGCACCGAGGUCAACGCAGGUUCUCAACCCCAAACAUGCUCCGGCACUUCAGCGUACAACCCUCUGCAAGCAGACUGCAGCCUGACGACAUCCGACCGAGUCUGCACAGAAGGCCCCAUCACGCCUUGUACGCAGCUGGGACAGGUGGGCAUUGUCCCAGAGAACCCAGCCAUCUACUACAUCUGCAUACAGAAGGGAGAUGGCAUGUCUCCGGAAAUGUACAGGUGUCCUGGUAGUCAGACCUUCAACGUUACCACUGCUGCGUGUGUUGACUCCUCUCUGAAGUACAUGCUACCGUAAACGGUAGUGCAGCCAUCGGCAAGCAACCACGACCCCGAUUCCAAGCACUCGGCACGCUGACGUGUUGAAGUACGCCGAUCGUGUGGAUUCGCACCGUCUGCAGUGUUCAUUUGUCUCACAUCCCAUAUGCACUGGGAGUAUGACUUCAGUCACAUGAAGCACUUUUGUCUGGAUGAGAGUCGUAUUUAUUACAUUUUUGGUACCUUUCAAUAGCUGGAGUUACUAAUUUCGUGAGAGUGUAAUAUUUAAUGUCUAGAUUAUACAGGUGUUUAAUUAAUUUUGUGGUUGCCUUGGCUGUUUGUAUCAAUGUUGCCAUAAAAUUUAAGAAAUCAACUCUA
Schistocerca cancellata (South American locust) is the source of this 1012-nucleotide messenger RNA. RefSeq lists its product as uncharacterized. The transcript is spliced from 6 exons. The coding region runs from base 6 to 674 and encodes 222 amino acids. Gene Ontology annotation, cellular component: extracellular region. The record is from RefSeq and is a predicted model, not a curated record. Gene Ontology annotation, molecular function: chitin binding. Lineage: Eukaryota; Metazoa; Arthropoda; Insecta; Orthoptera; Acrididae.